This is a messenger RNA of Nestor notabilis (Kea), 1527 nucleotides long. RefSeq names its product axin interactor, dorsalization associated (gene AIDA). Gene Ontology annotation, molecular function: phosphatidylinositol binding. The transcript is spliced from 11 exons. NCBI's taxonomy places the organism in Eukaryota, Metazoa, Chordata, Aves, Psittaciformes, Psittacidae. Gene Ontology annotation, cellular component: membrane. Bases 1 to 1149 code for a protein of 382 amino acids. The record is from RefSeq and is a predicted model, not a curated record. Gene Ontology annotation, biological process: determination of ventral identity.
AUGUCCCAUGGCCCUGUACCCCAGACACCAUGCUGGGGGGGAAGGGGGAGGCCGGCUGUGGCAAAUGGGCUGCUAAAGCAUCCGUCUUACCCAAAAAGAACCAACCAGUGUGAAAACUGGUCCAUCGCACGCUUGUGUGUUCCACCCCUGAGGAAACCGGGCGGGAGAGUGGGGACCUGGGCAGCCCCAGUUAGAUUGGGUCGUACCGGGUGGGACCGCACCUUGGUAUCGGUGGAGUAUGGGCACUGCAGAGUUGAUGCAUCACUGGCGUCUGAUGAGAACCGAGGGGAUCUCUGUGCUCUGGCUUUAUUCCAGCUGUGGAGCAGUGUGAUAUCUUUAUUAGCAAGACAUCUACAGAAAGAGGCACAGUCUCAGCACAACAACUCAGAAUUCACAGAAGAUCAAAAGAAAACCAUAGCUAAAAUUGCAACAUGCUUGGAACUGAGAAGUGCAGCUUUACAGUCCACCCAAUCACAGGAUGAAUUCAAGCUGGAGGAUCUGAAGAAGUUGGAACCAAUCUUAAAGAAUAUCCUCACUUACAAUAAGGAGUUCCCCUUUGAUGUUCAGCCUGUCCCACUCAGGAAGAUUUUAGCACCUGGAGAAGAGGAACACUUGGAGUUUGAGGAGGAUGAUGAGGAAGGAGGAGCUGGAGCAGGGUCUCCAGACUCUUUUCCUGCUAGAGUUCCAGGUACUUUAUUACCCAGAUUGCCAUCUGAACCCGGGAUGACAUUACUUACCAUCAACAUAGAGAAAAUUGGUCUGAAAGAUGCUGGGCAGUGCAUUGAUCCUUACAUCACAGUCAGUGUGAAGGAUUUGAAUGGGAUAGAUCUGACUCCUGUGCAAGACACUCCUGUGGCUGUGAGGAAGGAGGACAUGUAUGUCCAUUUUAAUGUGGACAUUGAGAUUCAGAAACACAUUGAAAGACUAACAAAAGGUGCAGCUAUUUUCUUUGAAUUCAAACACUACAAGCCUAAGAAAAGGUUUACUAGCACCAAGUGCUUUGCUUUCAUGGAGAUGGAUGAAAUUAAACCUGGGGCAAUUGUUAUAGAACUGUACAAAAAACCCACUGACUUUAAAAGGAAGAAACUGCAACUGUUGACCAAGAAACCACUUUACCUUCACCUCCAUCAAACCCUGCACAAGGAAUGACCCGCCCUAGUUGUGAGACUUCCGAGAACUGCACCACCAGUCGCCAUAGCUGUGUGUAGUAGCCUUUGCGGGGCAGGAGAACGACUAUUCAUGCCAGUAGGUCAGACGGGACCAUCACACACUGCACAGCACUACUUCAGGGUCAGGGGCAAGCCACCAUUCCAGUGCAUGAUUAGUUUCUCAGUAUCUUCCAGAUACAGGUUUUUCUGAGAGCCCUGAAAUCUGUUGACUGCUUUUCCUCAUUUUUGCUGUUCAUCACUUUUUUUAUCUUAACUGUUACUAUCCUGUUGCCUCAAACUCCACCCAAGGAUGGAGACCGCCCCUUUGCCAAACCUGUAGCAAUAAAGAUGUGGCAGGCCUACUAACUGUUUACACUUG